Molecule: messenger RNA, 528 nt
Organism: Trichophyton benhamiae CBS 112371
Lineage: Eukaryota; Fungi; Ascomycota; Eurotiomycetes; Onygenales; Arthrodermataceae
Exons: 2
Coding region: 1-528 (175 amino acids)
Source: RefSeq, a predicted model, not a curated record
AUGCAGUUCAAGACUCUCUCCAUCCUCCUCCUCUCUGCUUCCGCAGUCAUCGCUGCCCCACAGGAGGAGAAGCGCGAUAUCAUUGACCAAGCCACCUCUGGCAUUGGCGGCAUUGGCUCUGACAUCGGCGACAUCGCUACCGACAUUGGCAACAUCGGCAAGAGUCUUACUGCUCUCUUCCCAUCUGCCACCGCCAUCCCAGCCUCCGUCUGGAGCAGCUUGACAGACGCUUCCCACAUCAAGUCUUUCGGCUCUUCCCUCCACAGCGCCAUCUCAGACCACCACGCUCCCGCAUGGUUCUCCAACCUGCCUGCCUCUGCCCAGAGCGCAGUCAGCAGCGCCGCCGCCGGCAUCACCAGUGAAAUCGGCGAGCACUUCCCCAGCGCUACCGGUACUCCUGGCGCUACUCCUACCACUGGCGGAGGCUCCCACCAGACCAACACCCCCAACGCUGCUCCCCGCGCCACCGCUCUCGCAGCCAGCAUUGCUGGAGCUGCUGGUCUUCUUGGUCUCGCAGUCGCCUUGUAA